This is a messenger RNA of Chlorocebus sabaeus (green monkey), 1578 nucleotides long. It is a transcript of the gene KDELR1, whose product is annotated as KDEL endoplasmic reticulum protein retention receptor 1. Lineage: Eukaryota; Metazoa; Chordata; Mammalia; Primates; Cercopithecidae. The record is from RefSeq and is a predicted model, not a curated record. Gene Ontology annotation, cellular component: membrane. Gene Ontology annotation, molecular function: ER lumen protein retrieval receptor activity. Gene Ontology annotation, biological process: protein retention in ER lumen.
CCCCUCCCGCUCUCCUCCCUCUUCCCGGCUCCAGCUCCGCCGCCAGCUCCGGCCUUUGCUCCCCCUCCCAGAGUCCCCUCCCCGGAGUGGAGCGCACCUAGGGUCCUUCUCCCUUCCCCCCAGCCCAGCCUCCCGUUCAGACCAGCAGCCUCGGGGGGCAGCCCCCCGCCAGCCUGCCUCCCUCCCACUCAGCCCUGCCAGGGCCCCCCAGCCAUGAAUCUCUUCCGAUUCCUGGGAGACCUCUCCCACCUCCUCGCCAUCAUCUUGCUACUGCUCAAAAUCUGGAAGUCCCGCUCGUGUGCCGGAAUUUCAGGGAAGAGCCAGGUCCUGUUUGCUGUGGUAUUCACUGCCCGAUAUCUGGACCUCUUCACCAACUACAUCUCACUCUACAACACGUGUAUGAAGGUGGUCUACAUAGCCUGCUCCUUCACCACGGUCUGGUUGAUUUAUAGCAAGUUCAAAGCCACUUACGAUGGGAACCAUGACACAUUCAGAGUGGAGUUCCUGGUCGUUCCCACAGCCAUUCUGGCAUUCCUGGUCAAUCAUGACUUCACCCCUCUGGAGAUCCUCUGGACCUUCUCCAUCUACCUGGAGUCGGUGGCCAUCUUGCCGCAGCUGUUCAUGGUGAGCAAGACUGGCGAGGCGGAGACCAUCACCAGCCACUACUUGUUUGCGCUGGGCGUUUACCGCACGCUCUAUCUCUUCAACUGGAUCUGGCGCUACCAUUUCGAGGGCUUCUUCGACCUCAUCGCCAUCGUGGCAGGCCUGGUCCAGACAGUUCUCUACUGCGAUUUCUUCUACCUCUAUAUCACCAAAGUCCUAAAGGGGAAGAAGUUGAGUUUGCCGGCAUAGCCCCGGUCCUCUCCAUCUCUCUCCUCGGCAGCGGCGGGAGGCAGAGGAAGGCGGCAGAAGAUGAAGAACUUUCCCAUCCAGGGGUGACUUUUUUAAGAACCCACCUCUCGCGCUCCCCAUCCCGCCUCCUGCCAGGUUUCAGGGGGACAGUGGAGGAUCCAGGUCUUGGGGAGCUCAGGACUUGGGCUGUUUGUAGUUUUUUGCCUUUUAGAGAAGAAAAAAAAAAAAUCUUUCCACUCUUUAGUUUUUGAUUCUGAUGACUCGUUUUUCUUCUACUCUGUGGCCCCAAUUUUUAUAAAGUGUUUUUGAGUGUCCUGUGGGCCGGGGCAGGGUCCAAGAUCUUUUCCCUUCCCCAGGCCCCUCGGCUCCCUCCCAGAUCCCACCCCCAGCCCCACUGGUUGCCAAACACUAAAUCUGCUGACACCCAUCUGCCCCACCUCCUGCCGUGGCCAUGAACCACAACCCCCCCUAAAUUUCUAGGUUGGGGGUAGGGAGAAAGGGAGGCCCAGGAAGGUCUCCCCUGAUUUUUUUUCAUAGUAAUUUUUUCCCCCAGAGUUUGAGUUUUUUCGUCUUCUCAUGGUUUUUUGGCAAAUUAGGGGGGCCCGGGGCUCAAGUGCAGGAAGGGGGCUGGGCCGAGGGUCCCAUGGCUCUCACACCAUGUUUUUGUACAGAACUGAUGGUUGAUUCUUUGUUCUCUUGAAAUAAACAGAAGAAAAUGAAACCUUU